UAUGGGGAGCAGCAGAACGCCAUAAAUGUCAGAUCGCAUCUCAUAUUGAUUAUUCAGGAUCCAUCUGAGCCCAAUAGGCCUUGGAAUUCGCAUAUAGUAAUAGACAGUGAGGGCACAACAAAAGCGUUGUAUAACAAGCUGCACCUCUUCGAUCUGGAAAUCCCAGGCAAAGUAAGACUAAUGGAAAGUGAAUUCAGCAAGAGUGGAACUAAGAUGGUCUCUCCCGUAGAUACGCCCAUUGGACGACUCGGCUUAUCCAUUUGCUAUGAUCUACGAUUUUCUGAAUUAGCUCUCUGGAAUCGUACGAAAGGUGCAGAGAUUCUUUCCUAUCCGUCUUCCUUUACACUCAACACUGGUUUGGCUCACUGGGAGCCUCUUCUUCGAACUCGUGCAAUCGAGACGCAAUGCUAUGUGGUGGCAGCUGCACAGACUGGGAAGCACAAUGAGAAGCGUAUAUCUUACGGUCACUCGAUGGUAGUUGAUCCCUGGGGAGCUAUAAUAGCUCAGUGCUCAGAGAGAAUUGAUAUGUGCUUUGCCGAAAUCGACCUUUCCUACGUCGCUGAACUUCGGAAGAUGCAACCAGUUUUCGCUCAUCGACGAUCUGAUCUUUACAUGUUGCAUGCAAACGAAGAAGAUAGCGGAACGAGACCUCACUCAUCAUGGUGUUGUACUAGCUCGAACGUAAUUUCCAUAAUAAAGACUUCAGAAAACUCAUCGCUGAUGUUUGCUGAGUUUCCGAUUGCGGCUGAGUCAAUAUUCUACAAAUCAGCUCAUUCUUUCGCAUUCGUCAACUUGAAACCAGUGUUGAAUGGACAUGUGCUAGUCUGCCCCAAGCGUGUAUGCUACCAUCUCACAGAUCUUACCGAUGCUGAGACUGCUGAUUUGUUUAUUGUUGCAAAGAAAGUCCAAAGAAUGAUUGAGAAGCAUGUACAUGUGCACAUACUUGCUCGACGAGAAGGCGAUUUUGGAGGUUCUCCAGAUAACCUAUAUAGCAGUCUAGCUACACAUGAUAGGUAUGUCCAUUGA
Messenger RNA from Haemonchus placei, 1026 nucleotides. The record is from the annotation of a GenBank genome assembly. Lineage: Eukaryota; Metazoa; Nematoda; Chromadorea; Rhabditida; Trichostrongylidae.